Manis pentadactyla (Chinese pangolin) is the source of this 3379-nucleotide messenger RNA. RefSeq names its product ring finger protein 182 (gene RNF182). NCBI's taxonomy places the organism in Eukaryota, Metazoa, Chordata, Mammalia, Pholidota, Manidae. The record is from RefSeq and is a predicted model, not a curated record. The transcript has 2 exons. Bases 409 to 1164 code for a protein of 251 amino acids.
ACGGACCCGGGCGCUAGGGGUCCCCACUGGGCCCGGGGCCCCUGGUGGUUGCCAUGGUGACGCGGGGUCGGCAGCUCCGCGCCGUGCAAACAAAGCCGCGCGCCCGCUCCGCGCCCGAGCUCCUCCUCCUAGGGCGCCUCCCUCCCUCGCCGCCGCCGCCGCCGCCGGAGCGGCUCCCGGCCCCCGCCUUCGCCGCCGUCUCCGCGGGCCAGACCCUUCAUGUGGCCUUUUAAAAUGUGCAUUUGAGACAGAAUAAAUGUAGAAGCUGAACAAUGCCUGGAAGGUUUCUGAUUUCUGUCACUAUUCCUGCCUUUUUGCACAACUGCCCAAUUUGGAUAAUGUGAUACUCAGAGGGACAUCUUCAUCGAAGUCCUUCCUCCAGCAGACGCAUCUGGCCAGAGAACCCACAUGGAGCUCGGGAUGGCCAGUCAGCCCGCAGAGGAUGCGGCAGAGUCCCAGGUGCCCGACGAGCUCGAGUGUAAGAUCUGCUACAAUCGGUACAACCUGAAGCAGAGGAAGCCCAAAGUGCUGGGGUGUUGCCACAGGGUCUGUGCCAGGUGUCUCUGCAAGAUCAUAGACUUCGGGGACUCCCCGCAGGGCGUCAUCGUCUGCCCUUUCUGUAGGUUUGAGACGUGCCUGCCGGACGAUGAAGUGAGCAGCUUGCCCGAUGACAACAACAUCCUCGUCAACCUGACUUGUGGAGGCAAAGGCAAGAAGUGCCUGCCGGACAACCCCACCGAGCUGCUGCUGACCCCCAAGAGGCUGGCCUCGCUCGUCAGCCCUUCGCACGCCUCCUCCAACUGCCUGGUCAUAACCAUCAUGGAGGUGCAGCGGGAGAGCUCGCCCUCUCUGAGCUCCACCCCUGUGGUGGAAUUUUACAGGCCGGCGAGUUUCGACUCGGUCCCCACUGUGUCCCCCAACUGGACGGUGUGGAACUGUACCUCGCUGCUCUUUCAGACCUCCAUCCGGGUGCUGGUUUGGUUGCUUGGGCUGCUGUACUUCAGCUCCCUGCCCUUGGGGAUCUACUUACUGGUGUCUAAGAAAGUCACCCUCGGGGUCGUCUUUGUCAGCCUCGUCCCGUCGAGCCUUGUUAUUCUCAUGGUGUAUGGUUUCUGCCAGUGUGUUUGUCAUGAAUUUCUAGACUGUAUGGCACCUUCCUCUUAAUCUACAUGCAAACCAAGAAACUGGACACGCGUUGCCAUGUUUGAAGUUAGGUUGUUUAUCAUUUAUUUUCUUUCACGUUUGCUGAGAUGGGUGUCCAUGACAUUCACAAAGCCCCCAGCCAUGUGUCUGUGGCCUGUUUUCCAUUAGAACAUUGACUCAGUUGGUUUUGCUGUGUUCUGGAAGGAAAAUUACGCAGUUCUAUGAAGGCAAAGAAGCAAAACUGUGUAAGCACAGUCUUCGUACAGCCAACCUUGCAGUCUUCCAGGGAAAGAGCAAGGUUUCACCCCACACUGCCGGACAGACAGACACACAGGGCGAGGUGUGCUAGGCUGCAGCACAGGUCUUCCGGAAGGUUAUAGGAAUGAGCUGAUUCCUCUUAUAAUCAUCCAAAAUCUACACUGGAGGGUGGACACGAGAUGAAAGCUGUUCCAGGACACGACUUGUGCAUUCGAAAAGCAUCCGCUGUUCACCCACCCCGCCAACCCUCACCCACCACCACCCACCUGUUGUUGGAACUGCUCUGAAUCCUCUUCAGGUGUUUUCUCUCCUAAGUUGAUGCCACUCGCUGUGGCCUGUGGCUCCAGCUUAGACGCUUGUUCCCUCUGCACAGGCUCCCUAGCCAAGAGGAAACAGCCUCACCCCCGUGUGGGGUUUCAAUGACCGGUCUGCCCACAUUACUGAAGAGAAUUAAAAACAUUGAGGGAUUUGCAUCAAAGUAAACUUUAUGACAGAAUAUGGCCAUUUGUUUUUGAGACACACCCUUUCCUCCACAUUUAUUGUCCUCUCUCCUCAGUCUUCUCUGAAAUUCUCACAGAGCAAUUAUUACUCAUGGAAAUCUUCAGUUGAGUCUUUCCUUAAAACCUUUUAGUUUAGUUUAGUUUUUUUUUUUUUUAUUUAACAAUGUUGUUCAAUGAGCCUCACCCCUUACCCUGAAUUAGGUUUCAUUUAAGUUAGUUGCUAUAAGCUUAUGAGGAUAUUUUUCCCUAUUGUAUUUUAAAUAUUGUGGGCUUACUUAACUUAAUCCUGUGACAGUUUGGGGUAAAUUAUGGCACGGAAACCCAGAAGCAGUUAUUGAGAUGUUCUACUUUACAGGGUGAAGGGCUGAGAAACUAAAUAAGCAUUUUCCUGUACUAUACUCAGUUAAACCAAAAUAUAAUGGUUUAGGUUUAUGUGCAAAACUGUGUUCCAGUAAGCCAGGCAACACACAAAGGAAACAGAAAGCUGGUGCCCUGCUUAAAAAGAUCCUUCAAGGAAGUAAAAUGGAGGUGGCAGAGGGCAAUUUUACGUGUCGCGCUAUUCCUGUUGUUCUUAAGUCCAUUUUAGAAUGGAUUUAAGUUUUUACACAUUUUAUUUCAAAUAAAACCAUAAGCUGUGUGACUUACUGAACUUCUUUUCAUGAUGUAAGAGAAGCUGAAUGUAUAUAUUACAGAAGAAAUUGUUUAGCAGAUUUAGGUUUGAGGGAAUAGAAUGUUCACAGACACUGGGCAAAAAAUUAAAAAAUUUUUAGUCUCUAAAAUCUAUUACUGAUUACUAACAUUAAACUCUUUAUAACUCUUAGAAAUGGGCAUUACUAAGACUACUUCAACUUGUUGUGUGAUAUAAUGACAGUGGACCAGUUCCAAUCUCCUUAUUCAGGAAAGACUGACAUUUACUCCUAGAGUAGUAGUUUGGUUUUAAUCAUAUGACUGUUAACUUUGAGAAUAUGUAUGUCCAGGGCAAGUAUGAUGGGAAAGUAUAUGUAGGGUGUGGCCCAAAGAAUUUAAGCCCUAAGAUACAGCUAAAUAUGUUAAUGAUUUCAAAAACUCUAGAUAGAAAUUGUGAAUGCAAUUUCCAAAAAUUCAUUUGUACUUAGAGCAAAUAUAAUGUUAGGAGAUGUUUUGUGGUUUGGAUUUACAUAUUUAUAAGGUUUUAAAAAAAUGUUCAUCUUGUCUGAAAUGUAACGUCAAAUAAGUUGGUGAGUUAUCAUAUGAUCUUUCUAGAAAGCUCUGGAUAUGGGUAUUAUCUAUUUUGCUUAAUGUCUGCAGUGCUAAAUUUGUGUUUCUCUGUGUAUUGUGAGUCUUUUUUUUUUAGUUGCCAAUAAUCUGUUUUUAGAGAGUUUUAAAUGUAAGACAACAAAAAACUGUUCAUGCUUUUGAAUGAGAAAAGGACAAUGCUUCAAUAUUGUAUUCACUGUGAGCAUGUCCUCUUUGUCCAUUAAAUUGUUAUUAUUUCCAAA